This is a messenger RNA of Talaromyces rugulosus, 2493 nucleotides long. RefSeq lists its product as uncharacterized. NCBI's taxonomy places the organism in Eukaryota, Fungi, Ascomycota, Eurotiomycetes, Eurotiales, Trichocomaceae. Gene Ontology annotation, molecular function: ATP binding; protein serine/threonine kinase activity. Gene Ontology annotation, biological process: peptidyl-serine phosphorylation; intracellular signal transduction. Bases 1 to 2493 code for a protein of 830 amino acids. The record is from RefSeq and is a predicted model, not a curated record. The transcript is spliced from 2 exons.
AUGGAAGGUGACCUGAGCCUCUCCCAGUCGCUGGGCGGAUUGAGGAUCGCAAACCCAGACGACUCCCUCCCUCAUGAAGAACCACGGCUCCCGGCUCAGCAACAAUCCAGUCUGCCCGAACCCCAACAACAGCCAACUUACUCGCUUCCGCCUCUGCCCGCGCUCGACGCUCUGGAACCGGACUCUACCACCGACACGCUGGGCGACCUGGCCAGCUCGUACAAAUCCCAGGCCUCGGCCAUCGAUCUGGCUCCGUCGGCUCGCCGCCCAAACAAUCGCUCGUCCGUAGCGUAUUUGCCAGACCACCCGCCCUCUUCGAGCCAGCAUCAUCAAACCAUCCCGCGAUCCGCCUCAACCCACGUACAGGGCAGUCAUUAUGCCAAUGGCUCGUCCGCCGCUAGGGAGCUGAAUAAUUACCGAAUUCGGACUGAUUCUAGUGCAUCUGGUGGGCCAGAGCUGAUGUAUCGCUCCGACUCGCGAGGCGGUUCCGCCGCUCUUCAGGCCGGUGUGCCCUCGAGAGACAACAGCCACAGUGACCGCUCGUACAAAAAGAGCCAAUUCAUGCCCGGGAACGGCCAGCUGCCCCUGCGGCAGGGCUCGCGCCUCGGACACAACGUCACCUCCUCUCCCAGCUCGCCGUAUUCCCUGGAAAACGGGCCUCCGACCAGCAGCGAAGAAUGGCAAGAUCGCGGUGCCGCCGUCGGCAUCAGACAAGAAGUAGAUGCCAACGGCCGGACCGUCUCUCGCUACAUCAAAAAGGGCGUCCGGGAUUUUUCUUUCGGGCAGACGUUGGGCGAGGGCUCUUAUAGUACUGUAUGUCUGGCCACUGACCGCCAGACUCUCAAUGAAUACGCCAUCAAGAUCUUGGACAAACGGCAUAUCAUCAAGGAGAAAAAGGUCAAAUACGUCAACAUUGAGAAAGAUACGCUAAAUCGGCUCACCGAUCACCCGGGUAUAGUCCGACUAUACUAUACCUUUCAGGAUGAGCGUUCACUAUAUUUUGUUCUUGAUCUGUGCAAGAACGGAGAAUUGCUUGGCGUUUUGAAACGCAUGGUCACGUUUGAUGAAGAAUGUGCCCAGUUUUAUUGUGCCCAGAUUCUUGAUACUAUCGACUACAUGCACAAACGAGGAGUAAUUCACCGUGACUUGAAACCAGAGAAUAUCCUGCUAGACAGCCAAAUGUACACCAAGAUCACCGAUUUUGGCACGGCCAAGAUCCUCAACACUCCCAAGAAGGACGACAACAGCUUUAGUGAUCCGUCUCCGUUGGACUCGGCAGACCUUCAGGAAGAAGAGCGUGCGAGCUCUUUUGUAGGGACUGCAGAAUACGUGAGCCCCGAAUUGCUCACCGAUAAAAACGCAUGCAAAGCCAGCGAUCUCUGGGCCUUUGGGUGCAUCGUCUUUCAGCUUCUGGCCGGUCGUCCGCCAUUCAAAGCUGCCAACGAAUAUCUGACCUUUCAGAAAAUCGUUGCUCUCGAAUAUGAAUUCCCCAGCGGCUUUCCUCCUGUCGCGCGCGACCUUGUUGAACGACUUCUCGUUCUCGACCCUGCCCGUCGUUUGCCAAUUGAGCAUAUCAAGAACCACGAGUUUUUCGACGGGGUGGCCUGGGGACGAGCUCUUUGGAAACAAAAGGCCCCUCGAUUAAAACCGUACAGCCCCCCAGCGCGAGAACCGAUCAAGCUGAAUGGCGGCGCCGGUGCCGACGCCGAUAGUGUCCCACCAAACAUUUCCGCUACACCUUCUUCUGCCAACGUGGCGACGAGCUCCAAGAGCUACCCACGUGUUAUCACUGAACUACCUCCUCCCAGCCAACUAGACAUUGAAUGGUCUCCGGUUCUCUCGAGAAACAACGAGCGCAUUCUAAAACUAGGGAACUUGUCCGUUUCGGUCUCCCAUGCCGCGCACAGCCCUGCCGGCCGCAAUGGGCUUGCAGAGGCGGAACCACCAAAGAAGUUCUCUCGUUUCUUCGGUAGUAGUACGCCCAAAAAGAAGCAGCGGUUAGUCAUGAUCACGUCUUCGGCUCGCAUUAUACUCGCUGCUGCAGGGGGUGACGACAAGAGAGUCAAGAUUGAGAUUUCCCUCUUGGCUCCUGAGACUAGCUAUAGAAGCACCGUAGAUUCAAAGGGUGCUUCUUCAUGGAUUGUCGACACGCGAGAUAAACACUACGUCUUUGAAGAGGUCAAGACAGCCUCCAGCUCGCAGCCGAAUGCAACUUCGACGCAAGAAUGGAUCGACACUCUUGACCGGGCCAAAGAAUUUGCCAUGUCACAGCAAAGCAAUUCGUACUCGGCGGAUGACUACCGAGACUUGUCAUCUGCCUUUUCCAGCCAGACAAACACCAUCGACCAUUCUUCCGAGUUCCAAGGUGAACUUGCAUCGGCCGGGAGAACGACUCUUCAUAAAAACCAGGCCAAUGACUCGGAUUCCAUAAAAGGAAAGAAAAACCGGUUCAGCAAGCGACAUUCAAAGAACGGGCUGGCUGCGGUUUUUUAG